AUGACAGAUUCCCAGCUAUAUUUUCGCGAUAUUUCGCAAGCGUACGUGCAAUUAACAACCAAACUUAACCGAGAACUUUACGCGCGCCUACCGAAGGAACUUAUUGAUCAACUUGGACUUACCAGUAACACUGUUAUGAGGGUUAUCAAGCCUCUCUAUGGAAUCCCUGAAGCAGAGAACUAUUGGUUCAGAACCUAUCACUCCCAUCACCUGGAACACCUCCGGAUGAGUCAAUCAACAUUCGACCCAUGCCUACUCUACACCAUGGAUAGCCCCAAUUCAAGAGAAUCUACUGGUUUCGGCAUCGUUGGACUUCAGACUGAUGAUACCCUCAUUCUCGCAGAUGCCACGUUCGCUGAAUCUGAGGAGAUUGAGCUACAGAAGGCUCAAUUUCUGGCUAAAGACCGCGAGAAGUUAACCAUUGAAAAGCCCUUGAAGUUCAAUGGCAGCAUGGUCAAGCUAGAACCUGAUAGGAUUACUCUUACCCAGGAGAUUCAAUGCAUCAAACUGUCACCUAUUGGCAAGCUAAUCACUCAGGCACCAGGCACCCUGAAAGAUCGAUAUAUUGCAGAACGCGCAAGAGGUACCUAUAUUGCCUCUGUCUGCCAGCCAGAAGCUUCAUUCGACUUAUCUUUUGCUGCCCAAGUGAUCAAUCCAAGCAAGAAAGAUGCCGAAUCUCUUAACAAGCGACUUAACUGGCAGCUAGAGAACGCCGCAAGAGGCCUUAAAUAUGUCAAACUGGACCUGAAAUCUCUUCAACUGCUAGUCUUUACAGACGCAUCAUUCGCCAAUAAUAAGGAUCUCUCUUCACAAAUUGGCUAUGUUAUCGUAUUAGCCGAUAAGAGAAACGCCAGCAACACUACUGCCGUAAAUGCCAACAUUGUUCAUUGGAGUUCUAUCAAGUGCAAGCGUGUUACCCGCAGUGUUUUAGCAUCAGAGCUUUACGCCAUGGCUCACGGCUCAGAUAUUGCAUUCGCAAUCAAGUCAACUUUGGAUCAAAUACUGCAAACUAAUAUCCCAAUCGUACUCUGCACUGAAUCGAAGUCAUUAUACGAUUGCCUCGUACGGCUCGGAUCUACGCAAGAGAAACGAUUGAUGAUUAACAUUAUGUACCUUCGACAAGCCUAUAAAUGCCGCCAAAUUACGGAUAUCAAGUGGAUUGAUGGAGACUCUAACCCUGCCGAUAUAAUGACAAAAAGCAAGCUCUGCAACGCCUUAAGACAACUCAUAGAUACGAACUGCAUCGACUUGCAAGCUAUUGGUUGGGUUGAACGCUCGAAUUGA
Molecule: messenger RNA, 1284 nt
Organism: Aspergillus affinis
Lineage: Eukaryota; Fungi; Ascomycota; Eurotiomycetes; Eurotiales; Aspergillaceae
Exons: 1
Coding region: 1-1284 (427 amino acids)
Molecular function (GO): nucleic acid binding
Source: RefSeq, a predicted model, not a curated record